This is a messenger RNA of Triplophysa rosa, 12969 nucleotides long. RefSeq names its product trio Rho guanine nucleotide exchange factor b (gene triob). Gene Ontology annotation, molecular function: protein binding; ATP binding; guanyl-nucleotide exchange factor activity. Gene Ontology annotation, biological process: protein phosphorylation. The coding region runs from base 2213 to 9949 and encodes 2578 amino acids. Gene Ontology annotation, cellular component: cytoplasm. The transcript is spliced from 50 exons. NCBI's taxonomy places the organism in Eukaryota, Metazoa, Chordata, Actinopteri, Cypriniformes, Nemacheilidae. The record is from RefSeq and is a predicted model, not a curated record.
CCUCACUGUAAUUCUGAAUCUGUUGUCUUUUUUGUGCCAUCGAACUUAACUAACUGAAUACUUCCAAAAUACUCCUAACACCCCCUCAGUCCGGUACCUCCUGUCCGCCAUUGUUCAUCAAACAGUCCCAACCCAGUCAUGCUAUAGCUUAAGCCUGAAGCAGACAUGUCAUACUAUUUAGAUAAGGCUUUGUAUUGACUCUGUAUUAAAUCUGCGAUACUAAAGAUGUAUAACUGUAAAUAUUGCUGUAUAAUCAGUUUAUGCAGAUUUUGCUGGAAAAAUAAUAAAAUCUUUAUUAUUAAAAGGCUGUUACUCUAUGCUUUCUGUAUUUCUCCUCCGGUGAGAGAUGGUAAAAAUAGAGGAUCUGUUUUUGUGGUCCUCCUCAGACAAAUUGUAACGUAUUUAUUCUUUCUCUAAUAAGUAAGUCGCUUUUGUAAUACACUCAGCGAUGGGCGGCAAGAGCUACGGUAGAGUAACUGCUGAGAACGAAAUUGACUUCAGCUGAAGGUCUAUGUCAGUUUUAACCGAGUUAUUUAAACUCACAUUGAAUACCAAUAUUUCUCUUUUAUAGAUGUAGGUUUGCAGUCAUUCAGAUUACUAUGUUGGGUCCUGCAUGUGCUUUCUAUAUGUGAUAGUCUAAUAUCAUAACUAUUAACAGACCAAUCAAUAUCAUAGAUUUCUCAUGGAUAUUUAGGUAUUUGAGAUUUAUUUUAUUAGCGAUAAUUGUGCCGACUCGGGCAAUCAACUGAAGUGAAUUGCAUGACAUUAUCAGUUGAUCAUGCAUAUUUUAGUGAGGUUCACAUUUUUUUUAAUUGUGUGAAGAUUACAGAAUGUAACAAUUUGUGUGUAUCUUUUUUUGCUUUGCUUUCAUCAUUAAAUUAAAUAAAUGGAUCUCCAGUUAACAACAUUUUUCAAAAUAUCUUCUUUUGUGUUCUGCGGAAGAAAGAAAGUCAAGAGGGUGAGUAAAUGAUGACAGAAUUUUCAUUUUUGGGGUAAUCUUUAAGGAACACCUUCAGAAUUCACAUUCCCAAAAAUAAAAACUGAAAGUUUAAAGUUAGGAUAACCUCACGUUUGUACAAAGGUUAAGAUGUUUUAUACAUUUAUUCUGUUGUUUCAAAUAAGACAUGUAUACAGUGUUGGGUGUAACUAGUUACUAAAUAAUUAGUUACUGUAAUUUCAUUACUUUUUACCUUGAAAAAGUAAAGUAAGGGGUUACUCUUAUUUUUUCUGUAUUUAAUUACAGUUACUAGUUAAACUAAAUACUGUGUGUAAUAUAUGUGUGUGCAAUAGUGGAAUUGACAUCAAAAUUCAAAGUCUAACUUUAAAAUCCGUGCUUUACUGUAUAAUUCUCACAUUUGUAAAACUUUGGUCGGUUAAUAAGAAUACUUCAUGUAGUUUUAUAUUAUUUAUUUAAAUGAAUUAAGAGUCAUUUCGUGUCUAUCCUUGAAUCACUUAAUUUAUUAAGCUUGCUAUAGGAUAUAGAAAGUAAUUAGUAAUAAGUAAUUAAAUACUUUUUGGAGAGAGUAAUUUGUACAGUAAUCUAAUUACACUAUUGAAUAUGUAGUUAGUAACUAGUAAUUAAUUACUUUUUCAGAGUAACUUACCCAACACUGCAUGUAUAGUGUUGAGUCAAAAAUGGCUAUUUUGACUUUCCAAAGAUUUGUUUAGUAAUGGGGAUUUAUCAUAAUAAUAUAACAAUGAUCUGGUCACUACCUUACUUGACCAAUAUUCAGUCUUCAUUAUUGGAAAUCUUAAAGAGUCGUUUUUACAUUUAUUCUGGGUCACAAAUAGGUGCUUUUUACAUUUGUUCUGAGAGGGUCACAUAUAGAUUAUAUUAUAAUACGUACUAAAUUCUACAAUUAAAAUACUAGCCUGUUUUUUAGAUGUUAGUAUUACGCUUAAUAAUACUUAAAUUCAUGCAGCUUGUGGUCUGAGCCAGUGGUAAGUGCCCUGACAUGUUGCGCAUCGGGUGACUCAAGUUCGAGUCCCGGCUCGAGGUCCUUUCCCGACCCCACCCCUUCUCUCUCCCGCUUCGCUUUCUUUCCUCUCUCGCACUGCUAAAAUAAAGUAUAUAAAAAAUAAAAUGUCAUGCAGCUUGUCGAGAAAGGGUGUAUUGCUUAUCUGCAAAUACCUACAUUUCUAGGAGGUCUUAGAUUAGUUUUUGAUUGUUGUGUCAUGAUGGUUUAUUUAUGGUUUGUUGAUUUACCAGUACAUGAGCAACAUGGACUCGUGGUGUAAGGCUUGUGGAGAGGGAGACCUUCCUUCUGAGCUGCAGGACCUUGAGGACACCAUCCAUCACCACCAGGGUCUCUAUGAACAUAUCAAUGCUGCCUAUUCAGAGGUGAGUCAGGAUGGCAAAGCACUGCUAGAUAAGCUGCAGCGCCCUUUGACCCCAGGCAGCGCCGAUUCGCUGACGGCCUCGACUAACUACUCCAAGGCAGUACACCACGUUCUGGACAUCAUUCAUGAGGUUCUACAUCAUCAGAGGCAGCUGGAAAACAUCUGGCAACACCGCAAACUCCGCCUCCACCAACGCCUGCAGCUCUGCGUCUUCCAGCAGGACGUCCAGCAGGUUCUAGAUUGGAUUGAAAACCAUGGCGAGGCGUUUCUCAGUAAGCACACAGGAGUGGGGAAGUCUCUCCACAGGGCUCGAGCGCUGCAGAAACGUCACGAGGACUUCGAAGAAGUGGCUCAGAACACAUACACCAAUGCUGAUAAACUCCUGGAGGCGGCAGAGCAGCUGGCUCAGACGGGCGAGUGUGACCCCGAGGAGAUCUAUCAGGCGGCCCAUCAGCUGGAGGACCGUAUCCAGGACUUCGUAAGGCGCGUGGAGCAGCGUAAAGUCCUACUCGACAUGUCCGUGGCCUUCCAUACUCACAGCAAAGAGCUGUGGACGUGGUUGGAGGAGCUUCAGAAGGAGUUAUUGGAUGAUGUUUAUGCUGAAUCAGUGGAGGCGGUGCAGGAGCUCAUCAAACGCUUCGGUCAGCAACAGCAGACCACCCUGCAGGUCACCGUCAAUGUCAUUAAAGAGGGCGAGGAUCUCAUCCAGCAGCUCAGAGACUCGGCGAUCUCCAGCAAUAAGACUCCUCACAACAGCUCUAUGGCUCACAUCGAGAGCGUCCUGCAGCAGCUGGAUGAAGCUCAGGCUCAGAUGGAGGAACUGUUUCAGGAACGCAAGAUCAAACUGGAGCUUUUCCUCCAGCUCAGGAUCUUUGAACGGGAUGCCAUUGAUGUGAUCUCAGACCUGGAGUCCUGGAAUGAAGAGCUGUCUCAACAGAUGAAUGACUUCGACACUGAAGAUCUGACGCUAGCCGAACAGAGACUGCAGCAUCACGCCGAUAAAGCUCUCACCAUGAACAACCUCACCUUCCACGUCAUCCACCAGGGACAGGAGCUGCUGCAGUACGUCACGGAGGUUCAGGCCUCAGGUGUGGAGUUGCUGUGUGAUCGCGAUGUUGACAUGGCCACGCGGGUGCAGGACCUGUUGGAUUUCCUGCAUGAGAAACAGCAGGAGCUGGAUGCAGCCGCAGAGCAGCACAGACGUCACCUGGAGCAGUGCGUUCAGCUCCGUCACCUGCAGGCCGAGGUCAAACAGGUGCUGGGUUGGAUUCGUAAUGGAGAGUCGAUGCUGAAUGCAGGACUCAUCACAGCCAGCUCGCUGCAGGAGGCAGAACAGUUACAGAGGGAACAUGAGCAGUUUCAACACGCCAUUGAGAAGACCCAUCAGAGUGCUCUCCAGGUGCAACAGAAGGCCGAGGCUCUGUUACAGGCCAAUCACUACGACAUGGACAUGAUCCGCGACUGCGCUGAGAAGGUGGCGUCUCAUUGGCAGCAGCUCAUGCUGAAGAUGGAGGACCGGCUCAAACUGGUCAAUGCUUCAGUAGCCUUCUACAAGACCUCAGAGCAGGUGUGUAGUGUGUUGGAGAGUUUAGAGCAGGAAUACAAGCGAGAGGAGGACUGGUGCGGAGGCACCGAUAAACUAGGACCAAACUCAGAAUCUGACCAUGUGACACCCAUGAUAAGCAAACACCUGGAGCAGAAAGAGGCCUUCCUCAAGGCGUGUACACUGGCCAGACGCAACGCUGACGUCUUCUUGAAGUACCUGCACAGAAACAGCGUGAAUAUGCCCGGGAUGCUCGCGCACGUCAAAGCCCCUGAACAACAAGUCAAAAACAUCUUAAAUGAGUUGCUGCAAAGGGAGAACCGGGUUCUGCACUUCUGGACCAUGAGAAAGAGGAGACUUGACCAGUGUCAGCAGUAUGUGGUGUUUGAAAGAAGCGUUAAACAGGCUUUGGAGUGGAUCCACGACACAGGAGAAUUCUACCUGUCCACACACACUUCCACAGGAUCAACUAUACACCACACACAGGAACUCCUGAAGGAACACGAGGAAUUCCAGAUCACAGCCAAGCAAACCAAAGAGCGGGUGAAGUUGUUGAUCCAGCUCGCCGAUGGUUUUUGUGAAAAGGGCCACUCCCAUGCGGGCGAGAUUCAGAAAUGGGUCGCCUCUGUGGACAAGCGCUACCGUGACUUUUCCAUCCGCAUGGACAAGUACCGUUUCUGCCUGGAGAAAGUGCUCGGCCUGGUCACAGACUCCAACAAAGCGAGUAAAGAUCUUCAGUUGGACAUCAUUCCAGCCAGUGCUCCUGGUGCCGAGGUCAAAUUCAGAGAUGCCAACCAUGAGCUCAAUGAGGAGAAGCGCAAAUCAGCCCGCAGGAAAGAGUUUAUAAUGGCAGAGCUCAUUCAGACUGAGAAAGCAUAUGUGAGAGACCUGCGCGAGUGUAUGGAAACAUACCUAUGGGAGAUGACCAGUGGUGUGGAGGAGAUUCCCUCAGGGAUCGUCAACAAAGAGCACAUCAUCUUUGGCAAUAUGCAAGACCUAUACGAGUUCCACCAAAACAUUUUCCUCAAAGAGUUGGAGAAAUAUGAGCAGCUCCCAGAGGAUGUGGGUCACUGUUUCGUCACAUGGGCAGAUAAGUUCCAGAUGUAUGUGAAUUACUGUAAGAACAAGCCUGACUCCACUCAGCUCAUCCUGGAGCACGCAGGCAACUAUUUUGAUGAAAUCCAACAAAGGCACCGACUGGCCAACUCCAUCUCAUCUUAUCUCAUUAAACCAGUUCAGAGGAUCACCAAAUACCAGCUACUGUUGAAGGAACUGUUGACGUGUUGUGAGGAGGGUAAAGGAGAGAUAAAAGACGGUCUGGAGGUUAUGCUCAGUGUGCCUAAGAGAGCCAAUGAUGCCAUGCACCUCAGUAUGCUGGACGGUUUCGAUGAGAACAUUGAGUCUCAGGGUGAGUUGAUCCUGCAGGAGUCCUUCCAGGUUUGGGAUCCAAAGACUCUGAUCCGUAAGGGCAGAGAGCGGCAUCUCUUCCUGUUUGAGAUGUCCCUGAUCUUCAGCAAGGAUGUCAAAGACUCCAACGGCAGGAGCAAGUACCUCUACAAGAGCAAGCUCAUGACCUUAGAUCUGGGAGUGACUGAACAUGUGGAAGGAGAUCCAUGUAAAUUUGCACUCUGGGUUGGACGGACACCUACCUCAGACAACAAAAUCGUUUUAAAGGCUUCCUGUAUUGAAAACAAACAGGAGUGGAUCAAACAUGUUCGCGAAGUCAUUCAAGAACGUACCAUCCAUUUACGGGGGGCGCUCAAGGAGCCAAUACACAUUCCCAAAGCUACUGCAGCCAAACACAAGGGCAAACGGGAUGGAGAGGACUUCGACAGCCAGGGUGAUGCAAGCAGUCAGCCAGACACCAUCUCCAUCGCCUCCCGCACCUCUCAGAACACAUUGGAUAGCGACAAGUUGUCCGGCGGUUCAGAGUUGACCGUGGUCAUCCAUGACUUUAUGGCCAGCAAUGGAUCAGAGUUGACUGUACGUAGAGGUCAGACGGUGGAGCUGGUGGAAAGACCCCAGGACAAGCCUGACUGGUGUUUGGUCCGCACCACCGACCGCACUCCCGCACAGGAGGGCCUGGUGCCCAGCUCGGUGCUCUGCAUCGCUCACUCCCGCAGCAGCAUUGAGAUGGAGGGCAUUUUCAACCAUAAAGACACACUGUCAGUGUCGAGUAAUGAAGGAGUUUUGUCAGGCAGUGCCACACUGCAGCCGGGUCACCUGCACAGCUCUCCUGGACCCAAGCGGCCCGGGAACACCCUGCGCAAGUGGCUGACCAGCCCCGUCAGACGCCUUAGCAGCGGCAAAGCAGACGGCCAUGUCAAAAAACUCGCGCACAAGCACAAGAAAAGCAGAGACGUCCGUAAGAGCGCAGACACUGGCUCGCAGAAAGACUCUGAUGACAACGCCGCCACACCGCAGGAUGAGACUUUUGAAGAGAGGAUGAGAAAUGAGGGAUUGAGCAGCGGGACUCUGUCGAAGUCUUCCUCCUCAGGGAUGCAGAGCUGUGGUGAGGAGGAGGGAGAGGAAGGGCCAGAUUCUGUUCCCCUGCCGCCCCCUAUGGCCAUCCAGCAGCACAGUCUUCUGCACCAGGACUCACAGGAGGACAAGGUUCGUCUGUCUGGGCGUCCCAGCAGCUCAGAGACACCGAGUGCGGCUGAGCUGGUUAGCGCCAUCGAAGAACUCGUGAAGAGCAAAAUGAAUCUAGAGGACAGGCCCAGUUCUCUCUCUGUCCAACAGGGCAACAGCAGCAGCCCCUCCUGCAACCCCUUAGAGAACUCCCUCCUGUCCUCCUCGUCUCCCAUCGAUGAGCUGGACGAACGCAAGACUGGCUUCCUCAAGAGACGACACUAUGUUCUGCUGGAGCUGGUGGAGACAGAGAGAGAUUAUGUGAGAGACCUUGGUGCCGUUGUGGAGGGAUACAUGAGCAGGAUGAAGGAGGAGGGCGUUCCAGAUGACAUGAAGGGAAAAGACAAGAUCGUCUUUGGGAACAUUUACCAGAUUUAUGAAUGGCAUAAAGACUUUUUUCUUGGUGAACUGGAGAAGUGCUUGGAGGAUCCUGAUAGACUCGCACCGCUAUUUAUCAGACAAGAAAGACGAUUGCACAUGUACAUCGUCUACUGUCAAAACAAGCCCAAAUCAGAGCACAUUGUUUCUGAGUACAUCGACACGUAUUUUGAUGAUCUGAAGCAGAGGUUGGGUCACAGACUACAGAUCACAGAUCUGCUGAUCAAACCCGUGCAGAGGAUAAUGAAGUACCAGCUUCUGCUGAAGGAUUUCCUCAAGUUCUCCAAAAAGGCUGGCUUGGACACUAUAGAACUAGAGAAAGCAGUAGAGGUCAUGUGUGUUGUUCCUAAACGCUGCAAUGACAUGAUGAACGUCGGACGCCUCCAGGGCUUCGAUGGUAAGAUCGUAGCCCAGGGUCGACUGCUUCUCCAGGACACUUUCAUGGUCUCGGACCAGGACGGUGGUCUUCUUGCCCGUAUGAAGGAGAGGCGAGUCUUCCUCUUUGAGCAGAUAGUUAUCUUCAGUGAACCUCUGGAUAAGAAGAAGGGCUUCUCCAUGCCAGGCUAUCUGUUUAAGAACAGCAUAAAAGUCAGUUGGUUGGGUCUAGAAGAGAGUCCUGACAAUGACCCUUGUAAAUUUAUUUUGACGUCGAGAUCAUCGUCUGGCAGUACAGAACACUAUGUCCUCCACUCCUCCAACCGGCUGGUUUGCCAGGCCUGGAUCCAGCAGAUCAGCAGCAUCCUGGAGAACCAGAGAAACUUCCUCAAUGCACUGACUUCACCCAUCGAAUACCAACGGAACCAUGUUGGGGCAAGCGGUCUGUGCGGCCCCAGCAGCAGCGGACUCCCAGGAGGCAGCAGCAGCUCAGCCAUGGGCCCUGGCUGCGGUUCCCGAUCCCGGACCUCCAGAAUCCCUCAACCGUCCUCACGUCUCCCCCAGCCUGUGCAGCACCACCACGCCCCCGCCCCAGAUGACCGCACCUCAGGUACGUGCCCCCUCCCUGACCAGGACGUUAACGGUGAGGUGCCCAGGAUGCGGGUCCUCGAAAGUCCUCUGAAGGAGCCACGUGAGGAGACCCCCAUCCCGAGAGCCACAGUCGCUCCCCUGUCUCUGACUCUAACCAAGCCCCGUCUUGGGGCGCCCUCGCCCAUUCUCUCCCCCUCUAACCAUCAGAACUUCACGUCCCUUACAACGAGCGUCCCGGCUCAGAAGGUCUCUCCGUUUUGGGCCUCGAUGCCAGUCUCGCUCACUGGCAGGCCCGGCUCAUGCACAGAGCAGAGCGAGACGCAGAGUCGCAUCCAGAGUCAGAACCGUCGGCACUCGGCUCACAGUAAGGAGCUGGACCGCAUCAGUACCUGCUCGUCCACCAGCGAGCACUCUCUGCACUCCACUCACAGCAAUGGGAGUGAAAGCAGCAGCAGCAGCAGUGUGUCAACCAUGUUGGUGACUCAGGACUAUGUGGCUCUAAAGGAGGAUGAGAUCAAUGUAUAUCAAGGAGAGGUUGUGCAGAUAUUGGCCUCCAAUCAGCAGAACAUGUUUCUGGUUUUCCGUGCCGCCACAGAACAAGGCCCAGCGGCCGAGGGCUGGAUCCCCGGCUACGUUCUGGGUCACACCUCCACCAUCAUCCCCGACUACCCCGACGGAACCCUCAAGAAGUCUUCAUCAUGGCACACAGCCCUCCGCAUCAGACGAAAGUCCGAAAAGAGAGACAAAGAGGCCAAGAAGGAGAGCAUACCGGAAAACGGCUAUCGCAAGUCUCGAGAUGCACAAGCUAAUAAAGUUUCUGUAAAGCUUUUGAAUCCCAACUACAUAUAUGAUGCAGUUCCCCCAGAGUUUGUGGUCCCUCUGAGCGAGGUGACGUGUGAGAGGGGUGACAGCGUGACUCUCCGCUGUAAGAUCUGUGGGCAGCCCAAAGCCUCGGUCUCCUGGAGAGGACCUGACCAGAGCACUCUGAGCAAUGGCGGCAGAUACACUCUCACGAACAGCGAGACAGGUGAAGUGACCCUGCGUAUCUCACCUGUCAUACUGGACGACAGUGGUACCUACACCUGCAUAGCCUCCAAUGAUGUAGGCUCAGUGACAUCAUCAGCCUACCUCAGAGUGCUCGGCAAUUGUGACGGCAUCCUCUGGAAGGAUAACUUUGAGUCCCUCUACACUGAGGUCAUGGAACUGGGGAGGGGCAGGUUUGCUGUCACUAAGUGGUGUGAGCAGAGAGGGACCAGACGGUCUGUGGCCGCUAAGCUUGUAAAUAAGAAGCUAAUGCGUCGAGAGCAGGUGGUUCAGGAGCUGGCCGUCCUACAGUGUCUUCAGCAUCCUCACCUGGUGGCUCUGCUGGACACCUAUGAGACCCCAGCCAGUUACGUUCUCAUCCUGGACAUUGCCGAUCAAGGUCGUCUUCUGGACUACAUAGUUAGCUGGGGGAACCUGACUGAAGAGAAAGUGACUCUUUACCUGCGGGAUAUUUUAGAAGCUUUACAUUACCUUCAUGCAUGCAGAUUAGCUCAUCUGGACUUGAAGCCUGAAAACGUUGUGAUCGAGCAUACUUCAACACAGCCUCUCGUCAAACUGACGGACUUCGGUGAUGCGGCGCAUCUCUCCAGCGCCCCCUACAUCCACCCUCUGCUGGGCAGCCCUGAGUUCUCUGCCCCUGAGCUGGUCUUGGGUGAGCCGGCAGCUCUAGUGUCUGACCUGUGGAGUCUGGGUGUGCUAGUGUACGUGAUGCUCAGCGGGGCAUCCCCGUUCCUGGAUGAAAGCGUCGAGGAGACCUGUCUGAACAUCUGCCGCCUCGACUACAGCUUCCCGGAGGACUAUUUCUACGGUGUGAGCCAGGCGGCGCGGGACUUCAUCCGCGUUUUACUGCAGGGUGAACCGUGCAGACGGCCCACUGCGCAGGUUUGCCUGCGGGAGGAACCCUGGCUGCAGCCGAACGCGGCAUCAAGCUCAGCUCGCCUCGACACUUCCAGACUCAUCUCUUUUAUAGAGCGCCGGAAACACCAGAAUGAUCUGCGGCCAAUAGCCACCCUCAAAGCCUUUCUGCGCGGCCGUCUCCUAAGCUAGACCAGAGAUAAUGCAACCUUCCAGACAGGAAAAAUCUGUUGAAAUUUCCCACUUCUUACUUAAAUGAGUUCCAGUUAAUCGGACAUCACGUCAAAUGUAAACAAAAAUAUCUUUUUUAUGCUCACCAUCCCACAAAAUAUGAAAAGUGUAACAAAGUCUGAAAACGAAAGGCAAAAUUUACUACAGUAAAAAUAACAAUCAAAUACAGUAAUAAGUAAUAUGAUUACAUACAAAACCGUUCAAACGUUUUUUUUUUCUCCACAUUUUAGAAUAAUUGUAAACUCAACAAAACUAUGGUAACAGAAAUGUUAAAAGCUUACAAAAAUCUAAACUAUUUUAAAUUCUAGCAUCUUUAAAGUAGCCGCCCUUUGCGUAAAAUUUGCGAAAUUGUACUCUUUCCAUUUUAUCAUCCAGGGACCGGAUUCAUGAAACUGUUCUUAAGACAAUAUUGAUUGAUAAGAUUGUUAAGAUCAAUUAUAGGACAUGCGUAAGAAUGUUACUUCCUAAGUUUUCAAAUUUUUUUAGAACAUCUUCAUUUUUAAUGACAUGCUUUGUAAAUCAAUUUUGAGAAAAAAAAUUAAGAACGGUCUUAAGAAGUUUUUUUUCGGGAAUACAAAACCUUCCUAACUUUUCUCUUAAAUUAGAAUUUAAGAAAAAAUAUGGCAGUUAACAAGAAAUGUCGUCUUAAAAAUGUUUUGUGAAUCCAGCCCCAGCUCAUUUAUUAUUUGGUACAAGUCGUCCUUUUAAGUCGUGGCCUAAUGGUUAGAGAGUCGGACUCGUGACCAGAAGGUUGCCGGUUCGAUUCCCAGGGCCGGCGGGUAACGACUGAGGUGCCCUUGAGCAAGGCACUUUACCCCUACUUGCUCCCCGGGUGCUGCAGUGAUAGCUGCUCACUUACACGCAUGCUGCAGUGAUAGCUGUUGUGUGUACAACUUGCUGUGCGUGUGUUCACUACUCUCUGUAUGGGUUAAAAGCAGAGGUCACAUUUCGGGUAUGGGUCACCAUAUCUGACUAAUAGGUCACUUUCACAUUUCAAAACUUUUUGUAACGUGUGUAUGAAAUAUGAUUGAUCUGUAACUUAUUUGACUUUGACAAAUUUUUCCAGUGGUCAUUUUCAAGUAGGAAGUGGGAAUUUCCAAAUUACAAUCUGUCUGGAACACAGCAUAAACAUAGAAAGAAUAACUGCUGAGGCAACGGGAUAGUCCACAAAAAACAAACCAUGAUAUAUUUGGGUUACAAAAUCUGUGGCAUAAUGUCAGUUUCACUUUCUCCUGAAGUUCGGAGCGAAUAAUGGAGGAAGUCUGGUGAAAAUACAGAAAAGAAUAUAAAUAAAUAUUCUGAAAUCUCAUCCUGGUUUUAGAGCCGCAAUGUAUGUUGAAAUGGUUCCUGUUUUACUGCUGCUGACAAAACUCUGAAGUCCCCGUCCCUACCCUUCAAAAAGAAAAAGAGAUAAAAAAAACAUUUCUGCCACAUUUCUUCUUUAAUUUCUUUCUAUGGACGACAAAAAAUGUGAAUUAAGAGGGGAGGGAUUUUUUGUUGUUGAUGUCCUAUUUUGAAGAUUAUGUUUCCUGAGCCAGUAAAGUUUAGCUUUUUGUUCAGACAGUAUUUCAAUCAGGUUGUUUCAGUGGAGUACUGUAAUUUGAACAGUUACAUUCAGGAAAGAUGCAUUUUGUACAAACCCUGUAUAGAAGCACAGUAAAGAUGAUUUCUUUAUCCUGAACGUUUUGGAGAAAAGCUUAUUUGAAGAUACGGAUAUUGGUUCGAUUUUGACAUUCAUCUCAAGAUCAUUUUAGCUGUGCACAAAGUUUCAGGUUCGGUAAUCGUACAGUCAUAUUCGAAAUCUGAAGCAACUUAUUUACCCAGCUGCAGCUCUUCCAACAAGAGGAGUAAAAGAGAAACGCUUCGUUCAAACUCACAUCUGUCUGUUCAGCCUUAUGUUGUAAAUAAACUGGAGCUUCAUUCACGUUCGUUUGCAGUGUUUCCACUGGCUGAACGUCACCUUUGACCGAUACGAGCUACGAGGUGGAAAGCCGCUGAAAGCAGGAGUUUUGGUACUCUUUGUAAUUUGUUGAGAUUUCUAUGUGCAAUGUUGGGGCUUUUACAUUUUGCAGAUAUUUAUAAUAAUUCGUGUUCAAUUGUUAAGUACACGUGUCGGCCACUGCGAGUUGAGAUGUUAUGAUGUGUCCGUGGCUCUUUUGCCGAGUUCUCUGUGUUCAGUAUUAUUUUUUAAGCUUAAAGCCUCAUUGGUAAAAAUCGCUUGUGUCUACGUCACACUUCCGUUAUGAAUGUCGUUAUUGAUUUGUAUUGUUAAACCAAAGUUAAACGAUUCUUCUCCCUGUUUGGUGAUUUAUCAUUUUUGUAACUUGCCAAUAAGUUAUGAAUGCAGUUAUGACUCCUGAAGCGGGAGUUGACCCGUAUUGAUUGUUGAUUUAUUUAUUGUGUCUCGUUCGGUUUUUGUUAAUCGAAUUGAAGUCAGUAGUGCUUCAAUAUUGUCGAAUUGUAAGUUUUUAUUUCCAUUUCUGCUCAUUGCAGCAGUCGCUUAUUAAUGUAAGUUCGCAUGACUAAAUGACAAUUAUUAUUCCAUUCCGACUACAUGUGUUGGUUUCAGUUCACUCUGGGUUAAAUAUAACGUACUGUAUUCAUCUUGGUCACCUCAAGUUGCAGUGGUACAAUGACCAAAAUAGCAACCGCGGUCACAAUUGGCAAUUUACUGGAUAUAAAAUCGAGGUUCAUAAUUUGGUCAGUAUGUUUUUUUUUCAACUGUAGGCCUAUUUAAGUUACCUUAUAAUGUAUAGAUGUACAGACACCGUGAAACCUGAACGUAGCUACACCCUGUUUUUUACACAAGUCUAAUGUCAUUUUGAAUGUUUUUGACGAUUAUUUUUGCAUGUAUAUUUCUUUGUACAGAAACCAUACCUGUUUGCACAUUCUGUGCUGUACAUACGUUACUUUACCCUCAGUUAUUUUUGAGAUUAAACAUCGGAAACAUUUUAUUGGUACCACUUGCCUCCAGUGUUUUU